Messenger RNA from Cuscuta epithymum, 1150 nucleotides. The record is from the annotation of a GenBank genome assembly. NCBI's taxonomy places the organism in Eukaryota, Viridiplantae, Streptophyta, Magnoliopsida, Solanales, Convolvulaceae.
CCAACACGCCCUAACACAAAGGUCACUAUCGUCAAACCUUCUCUCCCGUUUCCUUCACGGGUUAGAAAUGAUGACGAUAGCAGGAAGUACAACAAAUUUCUGGACCUACUCAAACAACUCCACGUCAACCUGCCGCUGAUGGAUGCCCUAGCGGAGAUGCCCAAAUAUGCCAAGUUUUUCAAAGACUUGCUGACAAACAAGAGGCAGCUGCAGGAACUCUCAGUCGUGGACUUGAACGCAGAAUGCUCGGCCGUGGUUCUAAGGUCAAUACCCGAAAAGCUAAAGGAUCCAGGAUCCCGUUCUAUUUCAAUCACAGAAGAAGAUGCUUGAUUUUGAACAUUAGAAGAUUCUUCAUGCUCAUUCGAAAUCGGGUUCUCAGUUUGUACACUUGUAGUUGGAGCAGUGGAGAUCACGCGAGAGGCAUCUAGAGAAGACUUGCUGCUUUCUUCCUCUUAGCCGAUCCUCCAGAUCUGCUUGGCCGCCUUCUCCCAUAGCCGACCCCCCAGAUCUGCUUGGCCGCCCAAAUCUUCCUCCACCUCCGUCGCCUAGUCCUCUCUACACUUUUGCCGCUCUGUUCGCCGGUUCUACCGCCCUCCCGCGCUGCCGCUUGUCUUCGCCCAUUUCCAAUCACCAUUACGGAGUGAUUUGAGAUGACAACCCCCAACAUAGAUAUGAAACAAAUGUGUCUGUGUUGUGAUGGUUGCACCGGAGAUCUGCAGCGGCCAUGGCGGAUCGGAAGAGUUGAUAUGAUGACAAAGAAGUUGGCAAAUUAUGGCGGCAGCAGUGGGGAAUGUGAUGGUAGCGGCAGAGGUGGCGGCCGGUGGUUGAAGAGCCUCCAGUGACAGAGACAGUGGCGGUGGCGGCGUCUGGUAUUAGAAGAGCUGGCGACGGUGGCUGGUGGUGGAAGAGCCGGCAGCGGAUGUUGAUGAUGAGGUGACUCGCGGCGACAAGCGUCGGUCUCAUCGUGGCCUCCUGGGCCUUGGGCUGCGUUCUGUUGUUACCGUUAUGCAUUGUUUCAAAAUGUUACUCCGUAUUUUGUUUUAGUUUAGUACUAAUGAAAUCAGCUCUUUCAUUAAGGGUAAAUAUGUCAACUCCUCUCUUUUUGCUCCUACGGAACAAGUGAGUCCUACUUAUGCACUUUUCUUUUAUU